UCUGAGCUCACCUCUUCUUCCACUUCAGCAUCAGCUGCCUGCCCCAGUUUCUGAGCCAACAUGUUCAACUUCAACCUGAGGACCAGCAGUAGUGGAAGAAACUACAGUCCAGGGGUGCUGAUUGCCAACUGGAAUGAGGAUGUCUAUCUAGAAGAGGAUCUCCUGAAAGAUUUUAUAUUUAGAAGAGAAAGAGGAGAACUUCUAAUCCAGAGAUCCAAAAAACUUAAAGAAAACCUAUACAAAAAGGAGCAGCUUUCCAUUUCAAAAGAUGGAUUCCUUCACUUUGGAGACAGAGUUAUGCUGCUGAGUCCCGACAAGAAGCUGUCGCCUGUGGAGAAUCUACCUUGUGAAAGAGGAAAUCUCUCCCUGGCAGUUACUCCUGAUGAAAUGGCUGUCCAUGCGCUGGAUGCCCUCCCGUCUCCCUGUGGAGUGAGCACCAUCAAAGUAACUGACCCAAUGGGUCGGAACACAUUCCAGAUUUUAAGUACUGAGGGAGCAUCCAUGGGAGAACCUGUUAGAUUUGGGCAGAAUUUCGGCCUGGGUGCAACGGGAGGAUUUCAUGAUCGAAUGCUGUUUCUAGCAAGUGACCACAAAACAUUUCAGAACAUGGCAAAGAAGUCCCUCCUUCAAGCCACGUUCCUGACUGAUGAACUUUCUUACCUGGCUUCUUGGCAAGCUACUUACCUGGAUCCACAGCUGCGCCUCGAAUACGAAGGGUUCCCCGUGCCUGCAAACACUAAGAUUCUCAUCACUCACUGCCAUACCAAUCAAGCCUUAGCAGUUCCGAGGAACUUCUGGAUAAGGACCUAUUUUGGAAAGGAAUAUGAGGUUGUUUGUCACACCUACUUGGAUUCUCACAAAGCUGAAGAAGAUAAAAAUUACUGGAUUGUGGUUACAGGGAACCCCAGUGACAAAUCAACCACAAUUUUUGAUAGACCUCAGCCUUCUACAGGGGUGACUCGAGAGUCAAGCAGUGAAGUCCAAACAGAGACUUAACUGCUCAAGCUUCAAUUACCUCCCCCCCCACUUUUGUUAGUGCUUUGUUAAAAAUGAAAACAUGAAUGGAAGUCAGGAUUCUAAGGGAACUUCAUGCUGUCUUUAUUCUAAACACACACAGGAAGGUAUUUCUAAAUAUGUACAGAAGAAUAUCUCUAAACAAAAAAGAAAAUAUGUUUCAUCACAUUUCUCCACUCCGCAACACACUAGUAAACCAUAUUCAUAAGCUCUGAUGCUUUUAAAAACUAUGUGCGUUGAUCAUUGUUCUGGCCACUAGGUGGCAACAUCUUUUAAAAGGGAACCUCAGGCAACAUUAGGAGACAGGCACAAUUACAGUGUAAUCUAAGGGUAGAAUGAUAACAGGGGCAAAUGCACACUUCUGAAAUGUGCAUCUGCCAGUUAGGGUGGGUACAGGGGCCACCUUUUGCAGAGGAGAAUCUACAGGUGGAGGGAUUGAUACCCUGUUAUAUUUAUACCCUGUUAGCUGUUUAUACCCAGUGGGGACCCCCAAAGCAAGAACAUUGUUCUCCCCCUUCCAUUUAGUGAUCACAGCAACAGCUCUUAGGGAGGAGACAGUGAGUGGCCCAUGGUCAAGCAGGGAGCUCAUGUGGGAGACAAAA
This is a messenger RNA of Heteronotia binoei (common prickly gecko), 1616 nucleotides long. RefSeq names its product cilia and flagella associated protein 161 (gene CFAP161). The transcript has 7 exons. Gene Ontology annotation, biological process: cilium assembly. Gene Ontology annotation, cellular component: motile cilium. The coding region runs from base 61 to 996 and encodes 311 amino acids. Lineage: Eukaryota; Metazoa; Chordata; Lepidosauria; Squamata; Gekkonidae. The record is from RefSeq and is a predicted model, not a curated record.